AUGGCAACACAGUAUCCUUCAAUCCAGUCGCUUCAUCGCGCCCCCUACCCCGGCGACGGCGUCUACACCAAGACUCUUGAUGACCAGCGAGACACUGAGGACGCCAUCGUGGACGUCGUGGAUCGCCAGUCACCUGCCGACGUUCCCCGCGCCGGGCUCCAGGACGCGACGACCAUCCUUCGGUCGCCUGAGCAUGUCAGGUUCCUCGGAAGCACUCUUUUCUCCCUACCCGCUGCUUAUGUCGCGCUAGACGCCAGCAAGCCGUGGCUUAUCUUCUGGACUGUCCACAGCUAUGACGUGCUUGGCGUGCUCCUUCCUCAGGAGAUCAAGAACCGUGCGACCAACACUCUUCUCCACUUCCUUCACCCUUCGGGAGGCUUCUCUGGCGGCGCUGCCAACUCUCACAUCCCCCACCUCUUACCUACCUACGCGGCUGUCAUCUCUCUCGCUAUUGUCGGCCGCUCGGGCCCAGGCGGCGGAUGGGAGCGCCUCGUUAGCAGCCGCCAGAGCAUCUACGACUUCUUCAUGCGCUGCAAGCGCCCUGACGGGAGCUUCGUGGUCUGCCAAGGGGGCGAGGUGGACGUUCGAGGAACAUACUGCUUACUUGUGGUGGCAACGUUGCUCGACAUCAUUACGCCCGAGUUGCUUCAUAACGUGGACAAGGUUAUUGCCGCCGGUCAGACCUACGAGGGCGGCUUUGCGUGUAGUUCCUUCUCUUUCCAGGACGACCAACGAGUCGCCAUGGCUGAGGCGCACGGCGGGUACACGUCGUGCUCAAUCUUCUCCCACUUCCUCCUGGCUUCUGUACAGCCGCCCAAGCGCCUCGAGUCACUGCCUGAGUCAUUCCCGGUGCCGAUCGACGUCGACUCGGCGCUUCGGUGGAGCGCCCUGAUGCAGGGCGAGGCAAUUGAGGCCGGCGGGUUCCGCGGGCGCACAAACAAGUUAGUUGACGGGUGCUACUCGUGGUGGGUUGGUGGUACCUUCCCCAUCCUAGAGGAGCUGCACCGCCGUGAGGCCGAGGUGAAGGGGGCCGCGAACGGCUCAACCAGCGGCAAAAUUGUUCCAGUCGACGACGACGACAAGGACGAGUGGACUGAUGAGCCAUCCAUACAUGCGCUCUUCAACCGAGUCGCGCUCCAGGAGUAUGUCCUCCUCGCAGCUCAGAGACCUGAACUCGGAGGCCUACGGGACAAGCCGGGCAAGAGACCCGACCUUUACCACACGUGUAACAAUCUCUCGGGGUUGUCAAUCGCGCAGCACCGUCUGACUCACACUCCCGAAGAGGUGCAGAAGCAGCGCGACGCCUUCAAGUCUGACAAGGGCCUUCCCCCCAUCAAGCCUACCACACCCGGUGGCGGCUGGAAGAGCGAGGACGAGCGCCAGGCCAUGCGGCGCGAGGUGUGGGCCAAUGUCCGCGCGUGGGUCGAGGACGAGAGUGCGAGCCUCACUGUUGGCGGCCAGCAAAGCUGCGUUAACACGACCAUCCCCCCCUUCAACAUGCUCGACAUCCGCCUCCAGGCGUUCAUCGACCACUUCUACGGCCAGUAA
Molecule: messenger RNA, 1548 nt
Organism: Cutaneotrichosporon cavernicola
Lineage: Eukaryota; Fungi; Basidiomycota; Tremellomycetes; Trichosporonales; Trichosporonaceae
Gene: RAM1
Exons: 5
Coding region: 1-1548 (515 amino acids)
Biological process (GO): protein farnesylation
Cellular component (GO): protein farnesyltransferase complex
Molecular function (GO): protein farnesyltransferase activity
Source: RefSeq, a predicted model, not a curated record